Molecule: messenger RNA, 1290 nt
Organism: Engraulis encrasicolus (European anchovy)
Lineage: Eukaryota; Metazoa; Chordata; Actinopteri; Clupeiformes; Engraulidae
Gene: dusp19b
Product: dual specificity phosphatase 19b
Exons: 4
Coding region: 149-763 (204 amino acids)
Biological process (GO): regulation of MAP kinase activity; protein dephosphorylation
Cellular component (GO): cytoplasm
Molecular function (GO): JUN kinase phosphatase activity
Source: RefSeq, a predicted model, not a curated record
CUCCAGUCGUGAGCUCUGGCUGUAAACAUUCAUUCAAGUCUCUCGCAUGGGUCUGUUAUUGUCAUUUUAAAUGAAAAGGGGAAUAAAUAACUGUGUGGUCUUCAUCAGGUGAAAUUCCGCUGUAUGUUGAUUACGGUGAUGCAACAAGAUGAAUUCCCUCGCCAGUGAAAUUCAGGGAUUUUCUAAAUCGCAUCUGAAGAAACAGUCCACGCGUGUGACAACUGUCACAGGAGAACAAUUUAUAGAAACACGAAGUGGCGAUGAAGUCCAAGUUACAGAAUGUUCAACGGAAGGCAGCAGCUCUUGCGGAUUUGUCAAAGACUUGAGUCUGGACCUACACGUUGGCGUCAUCAAGCCAUUUCUUCUACUUUCAUCCCAGGAUGUUGCCCAAGAUAUUGGCACGCUGACGAAACACAAGGUGACACAUGUACUGAAUGUGGCGUAUGGAGUGGAGAACGCAUUUCCCGACCUGUUGAGCUACAAGACGGUCACCGUGCUAGAUGUUCCAGAGACUGACAUCACUUCCUACUUCCCAGAAUGCUUUGCCUUCAUUGAUCAAGUCAGAGACGAGGGAGAUGUGGUGCUGGUCCACUGCAAUGCAGGAGUGUCCCGCUCGGCCUCCGUGGCAGUAGGCUACCUGAUGUCUCGGGACGCUCUCACUUUCCAAGAGGCUUUCGACGCCGUGAAGGCCGCCAGGCCCUCCACCUGCCCCAACCCUGGCUUCCUCCAACAGCUGAAGAACUAUAGGCCUACUCCUCCCUGAUGCCUCUCUACCCCCUUCCCCACCACAACAUGCUGCGCAGGUUGGCAUGUGUGUGUGUCAUGUGUCCGUGAAGGCUGCCAGCCAGGUCCUCCGCCUGCCCCAACCCUGGCCUCCUCCAACAGCUGAUGAACUAUACUCUUGUGAUGUCCUCCCAUAACCCCUCCAUGACACCCAUGCAUAUUUUCCUGUCAAAAAUUCUGCAUUCACUGCCUAACGCUACAGUAAUACUGAAGUGAUACUACUACAUUGAUAUAGGUUUUGUAUAAUGCACUUCAACACCAUUUUAUCAUAAGGGUGAAUCAAUGCAAUGCAAAGGGUCUGGCUUUCCUGCACUGAGAAACAUUUGCUUCCUGGAGGUUCAAACCCUUAACAUUGUCCUUUGUUUUUGAUUCAAUUCAUCGCCACAAUGGUUGCCAAGCAACAGUGCCAUGAAAAGGUGCGAACCACAUGAGGGUCGUCGGUGCUAUUGAUUGUGUUUACUGAAUGUGUAAUAAACAGGCAAAGUGAAAGCAUUACUUUGUGGGGAC